Messenger RNA from Penicillium daleae, 3336 nucleotides. Its product is annotated as DEAD/DEAH box helicase. The transcript has 4 exons. Gene Ontology annotation, molecular function: ATP-dependent chromatin remodeler activity; ATP binding. The record is from RefSeq and is a predicted model, not a curated record. NCBI's taxonomy places the organism in Eukaryota, Fungi, Ascomycota, Eurotiomycetes, Eurotiales, Aspergillaceae. Gene Ontology annotation, cellular component: cytoplasm. Bases 1 to 3336 code for a protein of 1111 amino acids.
AUGGAUGACAAGCAGCGCAAGAUCAACAGCCUUGUGGAAGAUCAGGAGACCUACAGAUUCCUUCUGGAUGAUCUUCUUGAAUCAAAUCCUUCCGACACUGCUGGAAUCGCCGAUCUUCAGGCCACCAUCAAAAAGUUUGAGGAUGAGAUUGCGGAGCUGCUCGGUACUGCUCCGGGUGGCUCUUCAAGGACUUCUUCCAACAGCACUCCCAAUAGUGUCUUGCCUGGAUCACCUUCCCCGGCAUAUCAAGGCACACAGACUCCUCUGAAUUCUUCCCUGGCGGAUCCGACCUCUGCCCCAUACCAUCCAUCAGCAGCCCCCUCGCCAUUCACUGCUCGUCUCGGUCAACCCUCCAGGCCUUCCUUGUCGUCAAGAACCGAUGAGUCACGUAAAAGGCAGCGUCAGGACUCCAUGAGCUCGCCAGUCCAGCACCAGUCUUCGAAGAGAACAGCUGUCGACCGCCACAAGUCCCGAUACGAGAAGCUACAGGCGGAUAUGGAAACCCAAUUAAAGAAGAGUCGCGAACAGUAUGAAGAGUCAAAAGAUCCUGAGUCUGUCCGAACUACGGCAAUGUUUGAAAGCAUUUCGACCGAACAGGCCCUGGAGAGAAUGAAGAAGGAGCAGGAGGAAGUGGAGGAUGCGAUUCGUUCUCAAUUCCGAAUGGAUAUGGACGAAGAAAUGGCUCGCAUGGUUCAGGCAGAAGAUGCUGUCAGCGAAAGCGAGGAUGAGCGCCCCUCGACUCCGCCAUCAGUAUUCAGGAUUCCUGAUCGCACACUUCCGAGCCCUAUGAGGCAUUCUUUUGGCACUCCUUCACUUAUUGGCCAUCAACCACCUCAUCGAUACCCAGUGCCAACACAAUUUGACUAUAAUCCAGCUCCGCCAGGCUCAUAUCCAUACGGUGAUGAUGAUCUUCAGGAAAUUCCAAGGGCAUAUUUCAACUCGCGCUUGCCUGGGUCGUCUGGAUUCAGUGUCUCGAGUUUGGGACCCUCUGGAUUCAAUCCCUUUGGGCCAGCUACCCCUGCCCUCGGCCCACCACGUUACACUCCCAUGUUCAGUGGGCCGAAUCCUCUUAUACGUAAUCGGUCCCUGCCAUGGAUGCAAGAUCCUAUUCCGGCCCCCGAAGCGGUGGCUAUUGACCUGCUUCGUGACAAUCCACUCGGACUGGAGGAUAUGGAUGACCUCGAGCGAUAUGAGGAGCAAAACUUCCCCCAGGACAUCAAGAACCUUAUCACUGGCAUCAAGGACAUCCGUGAAGCCACCAAGGCAGGGAAGGAUGCGACGCCAGAGGGUCUCAAGGUCACCUUGAUGAAGCAUCAAAAGAUCGGUGUGGCGUGGAUGAAGGCCAAGGAAGAGAGUAACCACAAAGGCGGGAUUCUCGCUGAUGAUAUGGGUCUCGGCAAAACUGUUCAGGCCAUUGCUCUCAUGCUUGCCCGGCCCCCAACCGAUCCUGAGCGUCAUCCCACAUUGAUUGUUGCACCCAAAGCGUUGAUGGAUCAGUGGGAACGAGAAAUCCAGAGACACGUUGAGCCUGGAAAGCAUCAGCUUUCGGUGUUCAUCUACCAUGGUUCCAAUCGUGCCGACUGGAGAAAGCUCAAGUCUUUCGACGUUGUCAUCACGACCUUUGGUACUUUGACCGCCAGCUUCAAGACACUGCUCAAGGCCGAGAAGCUGGAAGAGGAAGGCAAGGAUGCCAGCAUCGUCAGAGAGUUUCGUAACCUGGCGACGCUGUUUACGCCAGCGAGUAAGUGGCAUCGCGUCAUUGUUGACGAGGCGCAAAACAUUAAGAACCCAUCGGCCAAAUCGACCAAGGCGUGCUGCAGGCUCAAUGCCGCAUAUCGUUGGUGUCUUACCGGAACACCGAUGAUGAACCGACUCGAGGACUUCCAGUCUCUUCUAUGUUUCCUUCGAAUCCGGCCCUACAACAACAAAGAAAAAUUCAAGAGAGACUUCCGGACGGUGAAGACUGGCUUUGUGCCGGAGCCCGUAAUGCAGCAGCUCAGAAUUCUUGUCAAAUCGGUCUGCUUCCGCCGCACGAAAACCUCGAAGAUUGACGGGGAGCCGAUUUUACAACUUCCUCCAAAGGUCAUCGAAAAGGUCCAUGUCGUGUUUGACGAGAGAGAACGGGAUAUCUACGAUGCGCUUAACUCUAAGACCCAAGCUCAAAUUGAAAGGCUUCUCAACGCCGGCAUUCUGGGCAAGAACUACAGCCACGUCUUGGUGCUUCUGCUGCGACUACGGCAAGCCUGUUGCCACCCCCAGCUUAUGCAGGCGAUCAAAACCGAAAUGGCCGCCGUCGAGGGCAGAGAUCUGAUUGCCAACGCGAAGCUCCUGAGUUCUACGGUCGUGGAUCGCAUCAAGAAUAAUGAAGGUGGCGAGGACGACGGAACUUGCCCUAUCUGCAUGGAUAUCGUCGAGAAUGCGGUCAUUUACAUCCCUUGUGGCCACUCUGUCUGCAACGAAUGCUUUGCUCGAAUCUCCGACCCCCAGAUUCUAGCCCGCGAUAACGAUACUGGCAUGAUCAAGUGCCAAAACUGCCGUGGCCCAGUCGAUCCUCUCAAGAUCACCGACGCGGAAUCCUUUAAGAAAGCUUACGACCCGGCCGCUUCAACUGAGUCUUCGGCAGCUGCAGUUGAAGAUGACCCGUCGGAUGAUUCUGAUUCGGAUGAGUGGGGCUCGGACACAGACACUGAUGGAUCCUCUGAUCGAUCCAAGAAGAAGUCCCUCGCGGAGCUUCGCAAGGAAGGCCAGAAGAACAAGCGGGCAAAGCGGAGAUAUCUUCGCCGUCUUGAAAAGUCUUGGGUUCCCAGUGCAAAGAUCGCCAAGGCCGUUGAAAUCCUGGGGGACAAUGAAGCCCGUGGCAAUGGCGAGAAGACCAUCAUCUUCAGCCAGUUCACUUCUCUUCUUGAUCUUUUAGAGAUUCCGAUCAACCGGAAAGGCUGGAAAUACUGUCGUUUCGAUGGUAGCAUGAACAUUACAGAGCGCAACGAAUCUGUGGCCACUUUCACGGAUGAUCCCGACGUCAAGAUCAUGCUGGUCUCUCUCAAAGCUGGCAACGCGGGUCUUAACCUCGUCGCUGCUUCCCACGUCAUCCUAUUCGAUCCAUUCUGGAACCCAUACGUCGAGGAUCAGGCCAUUGAUCGUGCCCACCGCAUCGGUCAAUUGAAGGACGUUUUUGUGCACCGCUUGCUCAUCGAGAACACCGUUGAAGAUCGCAUCAUCCAUCUUCAAGAGCAGAAGCGGGAACUUAUCAGCGGCGCCCUUGAUGAGGGUGGCUCGAUGAAUGUCUCGCGAUUGGAUGUUCGCGAGCUGGCCUAUCUCUUCGGCGUUCGUUCCUAG